UUUGGCCACAUUAACUAUUGCAGAAUGGAUGUUUUUCCUCAAUAUGAGUCAAGGGAGGGGAGAGAAGAGCAAAGGAGGGGAGGAGACAGCUGCAAAUACUUGAAAAUGUAUAAAUAUAAACUAUGUUCCUUCUUCCAUCUAGUAUUUAUGUUGUAUAUCCUUUCUUUUAUAAUUAAAUAUCAUACAUCGAUCAAUAACCUAUUCAUUUAUACAUUCAAACCUUUUCAUUUAUAUAUUCAACAUAUAUAUCAUUAUCAAUAUUAAUUUCAAUAUCAUUUAUUAAUAUCAAUUGAUUAAUUUAAAGCUUUACAGAUUUUCGUCUUAACACGCGCAUCAUCAUAACAAUUAUACUUGAUAAUAUGUUUUCAUCUUAUAUACAAAGAAUUGGACAAUCUAUUAUUAGAUCUUCUUCAUAUCUUUCAACAAGCUCUUCAAGAGCUACCAAAGUAUCGAGCUUUAGUUCUGGUGCUACCGCUGCUGUUGCUGCUGCUAAUUCUAAUUCUAGUAAUAUUUCAAUUAAUAAUAAGAUACAAAAUACCAGUGAACAACCACGUAUAACAAUUUAUCAUAAUUCAAAUUCAUUAUUAUCAUCUAAUUUAUUUUCGAAAUUAAAUCAUUAUGGAGAUUUACCUAAUAAAUUUUCAAUUGAUUUAAAAUUAAAUCAAUCAUUAACAAAUGAUGAUUAUGAAUUUAUUAAAAGUGAAUGUAUUGAUAUACAUCCUGAUAAUCGUUCAAUACUUAUGCAAAUAAUUCUUGGAGAUAAUCAAACUUCAACUGCUACAGUUAAAUCUGAUGAUUCUAGAGGAAAUAUUGCUAAUAAACAUAGGAUUCUUAAAAAUUUUAAUAAUUUACCAGAUUCUCCAAAUUUUCAUAAUGAUAAAAAUGUUAGUCUCAUAAUAGAUUAUCAAAAUAAAUUAAUAGCAAAUGAUGAACAAUCCUUUGAUAGGAUCAUGGUUAAUUAUUUAUCUUGUGGAAUCCAAAAUUUUCAAAGAUCAAAGCCGGUAUCAAAUUAUUCUCCAUUUUUAAAUGGUAGUACAACCGGUAGUAACAACAACAACAAUAAUAAUAAUAAUAAUAAUAAGAAUAAUUCUUAUGUGACAGGUCAAAUAUCUAAUUCAAGUGUUUCAAAUUCUAACGCUUCUAAUAAUUCAAUUCAUCAUAAUUUAGUACAUCCUCAAUUCUCUGAAUUUGCCGAUUUAUUCUAAUUCUAAUUUUAAUUCAAUUCUUUAUAUAUGGGUUCAAACAACACCGCAAUAAUAUGUUGGUGAUUUUAUAGAUUAAUAACUU
This is a messenger RNA of Scheffersomyces amazonensis, 1287 nucleotides long. RefSeq lists its product as uncharacterized. Bases 360 to 1205 code for a protein of 281 amino acids. The transcript has a single exon. The record is from RefSeq and is a predicted model, not a curated record. Lineage: Eukaryota; Fungi; Ascomycota; Pichiomycetes; Serinales; Debaryomycetaceae.